AUUUUCUCGACUUGUUUCUUUUGAAUAUGAGUUUAUUUUAGUUUCUUCGUUGAUCAUCAUACUGUUUUCUGUUCCAAGAAGUGACACUAAGAAGCAGAGAAAAUGAGAAACGACCUUAGCUUCCUUGUCUUGUUUCUAUUGAUCAUCUUCUCCAUUCAUGAUCAUUUGGUUGAUGCGUCUUCUUUGCUUGUGAAGUAUCUUCCUGGUUUUGAAGGUCCUCUUCCUUUUGAGCUCGAGACUGGAUAUGUGAGUAUUGGUGAAUCUGGAGACGUUGAGCUCUUUUACUAUUUUGUAAAAUCAGAAAGAAAUCCAAAAAAUGAUCCUCUCAUGAUCUGGCUCACAGGUGGCCCUGGUUGCAGCUCCAUCUGUGGAUUGCUUUUUGCCAACGGUCCUUUAGCUUUUAAAGGGGAUGAGUAUAAUGGAACAGUGCCUCCUCUAGAGUUAACAUCUUUUUCAUGGACAAAGGUGGCUAACAUUUUGUAUUUGGAAUCUCCUGCUGGUUCUGGAUAUUCUUAUGCGAGAACUCGGCGUGCUUUUGAGUCUAGCGACACCAAACAAAUUUACCAAAUUGAUCAGUUUCUUAGGAGUUGGUUUGUGGAUCACCCGGAGUUUAUAUCAAAUCCAUUUUACGUUGGUGGAGAUUCAUUUUCUGGGAAAAUUGUUCCAGGAGUUGUGCAACAAAUUUCACUUGGAAAUGAGAAAGGCCUCACACCACUCAUAAAUAUUCAGGGUUAUGUUCUUGGAAACCCUUUGACAGAUAAAAACCUAGAAUCUAACUACAUAGUUUCAUUUGCUCAUGGGAUGGGACUUAUCUCAGAUGAGCUCUUUGAGUCACUUGAAAGAAGUUGUGAAGGCCAAUUCUUCAACGUAGACCCAAGUAAUGCAAGAUGCUCAAAUAAUCUUCAAACCUUUGACCAUUGUAUGUCAGAGAUAUACUCAGAGCAUAUUUUGUUACGAAACUGCGAAGUAGAUUACAUCAUACCAGAAACACUACAAACCUUACCAAACAUCAGAACCAAUAGAAGAAGAGAACUGAAGGAGUUUUCAGGGAAUGAUUCAUCAUCAUUGCCACCACCUAGCUGCUUUACUUAUAAGUAUUUUCUGUCUGCCUUUUGGGCGAACGAUGAAAAUGUACGCAAAGCACUAGGCGUGAAGAAGGAAGUAGGAAAAUGGAAUCGAUGCAACAUCCAAAACAUACCAUAUACGUUUGAAAUCUUCAAUGCAGUUCCGUAUCACGUGAACAAUAGUCGUAAAGGCUUUCGCUCUCUCAUCUACAGUGGUGAUCAUGAUUCUAUGGUACCUUUCUCUUCAACUCAAGCAUGGAUCAGAGCUCUUAACUAUUCCAUUGUUGAUGACUGGAGACCUUGGAUGAUGAGUAAUAAUCAAGUUGCUGGAUAUACAAGAACUUAUGCGAAUAAGAUGACAUUUGCAACCAUCAAGGGAGGAGGGCACACAGCGGAGUAUAAUCCAGAUCAAUGCUCACUUAUGUUCAGAAGAUGGAUUGAUGGAGAACCUCUCUGAACAUCCUCGCUCACUUCUCUCUUUGUUGUUUGUUUGAUAAUAUCCGGUAAAAAUUGCAAUUUUGCCACAUGUUAUUCUGUAAUCGAAAUAGCUCACAUACUGUCCAUAUAUUUGGAGAUGUUACCACGCCAACCCUCUGAAGCUUAAAACUUUUAAACAUUGUGUUGUACUCUAAACAGAGAAACUCUGUUUCAUGGCAAGUCACAGACCCUGUUUCAUGUUCAAUUUAAGUAUUUCCAAA
Messenger RNA from Camelina sativa (false flax), 1762 nucleotides. Its product is annotated as serine carboxypeptidase-like 19. Lineage: Eukaryota; Viridiplantae; Streptophyta; Magnoliopsida; Brassicales; Brassicaceae. The record is from RefSeq and is a predicted model, not a curated record. Gene Ontology annotation, molecular function: acyltransferase activity, transferring groups other than amino-acyl groups; serine-type carboxypeptidase activity. Gene Ontology annotation, biological process: proteolysis; secondary metabolic process.